This is a messenger RNA of Girardinichthys multiradiatus, 2459 nucleotides long. Its product is annotated as all-trans-retinol 13,14-reductase-like. The record is from RefSeq and is a predicted model, not a curated record. The coding region runs from base 56 to 1888 and encodes 610 amino acids. NCBI's taxonomy places the organism in Eukaryota, Metazoa, Chordata, Actinopteri, Cyprinodontiformes, Goodeidae. Gene Ontology annotation, molecular function: GDP-dissociation inhibitor activity; all-trans-retinol 13,14-reductase activity. The transcript has 11 exons. Gene Ontology annotation, biological process: small GTPase-mediated signal transduction.
GGAAGUGAACUCAGAGUUGACAGUUGACAGGCCAUUGCAAAGAAAGACUGGCGUGAUGUUGACAAUUAUAUCCUUUGCUUGCAUAGUUGGGGUAAUUUUUAUACUUAAAUAUAUCUUCGGCAGCUCAGGUCCGAACCCCUUCGAGAAGGACUGUCGAGAGCCGCUGAAAAAGAAGGUUUACGACAAGAAAGAAAAAAAUAAAGUCCUUAAGCAAGGUUUCUUGGCCAGUAAAGUACCAGACAACCUUGAUGCAGUUGUCAUUGGCAGUGGUGUUGGUGGACUCGGCCUGGCUGUGUUGCUAGCUAAAGUUGGAAAGAAGGUUCUUGUUCUAGAGCAGCAUGAUCGGGCCGGGGGAUGCUGCCACACAUUCACAGAGAAGGGCUUUGAGUUUGAUGUUGGUAUCCACUACAUCGGUGAACUUUUGGAACACAAGCCUUUUCGCUGCAUGCUGGACCAGAUGACCAAUGGACAACUGCAGUGGGAGAAGCUGGAGAACCCAUUUGACCACGUUGUGUUGGGACCUCCUGAAAACCGGCGCUCCUACCCCAUCUACAGCGGCAGCACUCGCUUCUGUGAAGAGCUGAAGAAGCGCUUCCCUGGAGAGGAGAAGGUCAUUGACGAGUACAUGAAGCUGGUGAAGAAAACUGGGCGGGGUGUCUGGUUCCUGGCUCUGCUGAAGCUCUGCCCCAUACCCUUGGCCAAGUUCCUGAUCCACACUGGUCUCGUCAAACAUCUGUCUUUCUUCUUCAAAAUGGCGCCGCGCAGCCUGACAGAUGUGGUCAAUGAGCUGACAGAAAACAAGGACCUCAGAGCUGUCUUUACCUACAUCUUUGGCACCUACGGGAACAAACCAAAAGAUGCCAGCUUUGCCAUGCACAGUUUGCUGAUAACCCACUACCUAAGCGGAGCCUGGUAUCCUAAAGGAGGCAGCAGUGAGAUUGCUUACCAUAUGAUUCCCAUCAUUGAGAAGGCAGGAGGUGCCGUUCUGGUUCGAGCCCCAGUCAACCGUAUCUUGUUCAACGAUGCAAAGGAAGCUUAUGGUGUGAGUGUGUUAAAAGGUCAGGAGGAGGUGCAUGUCCAUGCCCCUAUGGUCAUUUCUGAUGCUGGUAUCUUCAAUACCUACGAGAAGCUGCUGCCCAAGGAGCUCCAGGCCAUGCCAGAUAUCCAGAAGCAGCUAAGUAUGGUGAAGCACGGUGAAGGAGGCUUGAGCAUCUUUGUGGGUCUGAAUGGAACCAAGGAGGAGCUGGGCCUGAAAGCAAACAACUACUGGAUCUUUGCUGAGAACAAUUUUGAUGAACUGGUGGAGAAAUAUAUGAAUGAGGAGAGAGAAAAGGCUUCUAAAAAAAUCCCCUUGCUGUUUGUUGCCUCCCCAUCAGCCAAAGAUCCAUCAUGGGAGGAGAGAUCGCCAGGAAAGUCUACUUUGAGCCUGGUCAGUUUUGCCAAAUACUCGUGGUUUGAGGAGUGGAAGGACGGCAAAGUGACGAACAGAGGGGCCGACUACAAAGAGCUGAAGCAAGCAUUCAUCAACUCCGCCCUGGAUGUGGUGAUGGAUGUUUUUCCAAAGAUCACCAGAGACAAGAUAGAGUACGUCGAUGCUGGAACCCCCAUCACUAACACACACUACAUCGGAGCACCCAAAGGUGAGAUCUACGGAGUGGACCACGGCAUCGCUCGGUUCAGCCCUGAACUCAACGCUACAAUAAGACCUCAGACUCCAUUGAAGAACCUCUAUCUGACAGGCCAGGACGUGUUUUUGUGCGGUUUUGCUGGCGCGCUCGCCGGAGCUCUCACCUGUGGCUCGGUUAUUCUCAACCGCAACCUGCAUCUGGAAACCAUCGCCUUGGCAAAGAGAACAAAAUAUGUGAACAACAAGCUGAAAGACGAGUAGCUGCUCUUAUUUACUGUAUUUCAACAUAUUCUUCAGUUUGAUUACACAGCUUUUGUCAAAUCUGGUGAGGUUUUAUAGUGAAUGAUGGAGUCCACAGUCUGGUGCAGGUUGGAUAAUGACGAGUGAGGAAAUGCCUAUAUUGAAAUUUUUGUGUAUAUAUGUUGGUUUUGUUUGCAAAGAAGUAAAAAAUAAUGACUAAUUUCAUUGUCACUAAAGGGACAGAUCUGCAAAAUAAUUUUUUAUCAGUCUGCCGGCGAUUUAUUCAGAUUGUUUGCUCCUAUUUUCUUAGAAAACCUUUUAAUCAACUUGAAUAAUGAAUUUGACUGCAUUGUUUAAUAGGAUCAACAGGAAUUAAUGUAUUUAACUUGGAAUCUGUAUGGUGCGAUUGAAUUGACUUUGAAAAGUGCCUUGAGACGACAUGUGUUGUGAAUUGGGGGUGUAUAAAUAAACUGAAUUAUUUACCUUUUAUUAAACACCGAUGACAUGUUCCCCUAAUUUUAAACACGCAUGUGAUUGGCAGUUUGGCUUCUGUACACAUGUAAAACCUUAAAUAAAUUUAUUUGGAGCUUCA